Trifolium pratense (red clover) is the source of this 939-nucleotide messenger RNA. RefSeq lists its product as uncharacterized. The record is from RefSeq and is a predicted model, not a curated record. Bases 1 to 939 code for a protein of 312 amino acids. NCBI's taxonomy places the organism in Eukaryota, Viridiplantae, Streptophyta, Magnoliopsida, Fabales, Fabaceae. The transcript has 3 exons.
AUGGUUAGAAAAACAAUUCACUCAUUUUUUAAGAGAAAAGAGAGAAAUAAUGAUGAAGUACAAACUGUGUGUCACACGCCUGCAAUUGCAGCAGACUCAGAUAUGAAUGUUGAAAGUGUUGGUGAAGUUGAACAGCUAAUAGGUUCAACUAUAGAGCAACCACCUCUUACCAAAGUUCCGAGGAUUGAACAAGAAAGAAUCAAUAUCGAUACUUUGAUCCGUGAUCCUGGAAAACGUCCACAAAUCUGGAAUUAUUGUGUUAAUCAACAAGAUCGAAUUCGUACAGAGUAUAUCAAGUUCGGACCGUAUCAAUUUUUUAUGGAUGUGUAUCCACUUUCUGGUCAAGAAGAUCAUCCUCGUCGAUUUCAAGCUCGUUGGUUUAAAACUUUUACAUGGUUAAAAUGCUAUGAAGAUUUCAAGAAUCACUCAUGUCACAUUGAAACAGUUCUAUCUAUGCAAAUUGAGCAACAAAUUUUGAGUAACCGGUUGCGACUUAAAGCAUCCAUUGAUGCUGUUAGAUGGUUAACAUUUCUAGGAUGUGAUGAAAAGGAGGGAUCUAGAAAUCGGGGAAAUUUCAUUCAAAUGGUAAAAUUUUUGGCUGCUUAUAAUAAAGAAGUAGUCUUGGAAAAUGCCCCUAAAAAUGCAAAAUACACUUCCCCGGAUAUCCAAAAGGAAAUUUUACAUGUAAUUGCUAGAAAAGUUCAAUGUGACAUUAGAAAAGAGAUUGGCAAUGCGAAGUUUUGUUUACUUGUUGAUGAAGCUCGUGAUGAAUCUAAAAGAGAACAAAUGGCUCUAGUUAUUAGAUUUGUUGAUAAAAAUGGAUUUGUCCAGGAGCGUUUCUUAGAUAUCAUACAUGUGGAUGACACCACAUCAUCCACUCUUAAGCAAGAGGUUUGUUCAACAUUGUCUCGUCUUAAUCUUGACAUUCAAAAUGUCUGA